AUGAAUGCUGGAAAAAAAUAUCUGCCGCUACCAGGGAAACUGUAUGGAAAAUGCUGUUCACUGCUAAACACUGAGCCAGCAAAAACUGACAAGACCUUAAAGAAAAUAUCUACAGAAACACCAUUAGACGAUUACAAAUAUAAUGUGGAAGCUCAGGGCGAAAUUGAUGGUGACGAUGAGGAUGGCUACAAGCAAGUAUUUGCCGAAGCUAGAGAGAUGGUAUGGCAGCUUUUGUUUGGAGAAAAUCAAUUAAGUGCCGAAUACGCUAAAAAAGCCGCUGAACUUUUAGAGGAAUAUAAGCGAGCCGCAUGUUUCUAUGGCCCCUAUGACUACAAUGAUUGGAUACCAAAAGUGAGAGAUGAACUUUUAAAAAGAAAGUAUUUUGAUGUUUGGCAAGAUGUAAUAGUGAAAAAGGAAUUGGGUUUGUGCUGGGCUCGAGAUUCUGACUUUUUCGAUGAUAUGGAAGAUACCCAGCCAAAGGAGUUUUAUAAAGUGGGUGAGGAUUUUAUCAAGAAACAGAAAAAGUAA
Molecule: messenger RNA, 528 nt
Organism: Calliphora vicina (urban bluebottle blowfly)
Lineage: Eukaryota; Metazoa; Arthropoda; Insecta; Diptera; Calliphoridae
Exons: 1
Coding region: 1-528 (175 amino acids)
Source: RefSeq, a predicted model, not a curated record